AUGGGGGACGACAGAGGGGACGACAGAGGGGACGGUAGAGGGGAUAAUACCGGGGUUAGAGGGGACAGUACCGGGGUUAGAGGGGUUAAUACCGGGGUUAGAGGGGUUAAUACCGGGGACAGUACCGGGGACAGUAGCGGGGUUAACCUGCAGGCCGACCCGGGCCGGCCCAGUGACGCGCAGCUGUCCUCGGCGGUGACGCGGUGGCUGCUCUGGGACCAGAACCCGUGGACCCGGGCUCAGGUGGAGUCUCUGGUGGCGGCGGGUCGUCUGGACGACCUGAAGACGAGACUCUGCAGCCGGAUGAGCUUCGGAACGGCCGGACUCAGAGCGCCGAUGGGAGCUGGAUUCAACCGGAUCAACGACCUCACCGUCAUCCAGUCCACACAGGGUCUCCAUUCCUACCUGUGCAAGUGCUUUGCAGACCUCGGCAGCAGAGGAGUGGUGGUUGGCUUCGACACCAGAGGACAGGAGGCCAGCGGCUGCAGCAGUCACAGGUUGGCGAAGUUGACGGCGGCGGUGAUGCUCAGCAGAGACGUUCCAGUUCAUCUCUUCUCCACGUUCGUCCCAACGCCGUACGUGCCGUAUGCGGUGAAGAAGCUCGGUGCUGCAGCCGGAGUGAUGAUCACCGCCUCACACAAUCCUAAAGACGACAACGGAUACAAGGUGUACUGGUGUAACGGCGCUCAGAUCUCCCCACCUCACGAUAAGAAUAUCCUGCAGAGUAUUGAGGAGCAGCUGGAGCCCUGGAGCGCCUCCUGCUGGGAGGAGGAUCUGGUGGAGAGCUGCUCCCUGAGGACCGACCCCCUGAUCCAGAUCAACAGCUGCUACAUGGACGAGCUCUCCUCCCUCUGCUUCCACAGGGAUCUGAACAGAAGCUGUCCGUUGAAGUUUGUCCACUCGUCGUUCCAUGGCGUCGGACACGUCUUUGUCCAGCAGGCCUUCUCUGCAUUUGGCUUUGCUCCACCGAUCCCCGUCCCCGAGCAGAAAGACCCCGAUCCCAACUUCUCCUCCGUCCGCUGCCCCAACCCCGAGGAGGGAGUGCCGGUCCUGGAGCUUUCUCUUCUUCUGGCAGAGCGGGAAAACGCUCGUAUCGUCCUGGCGACGGAUCCCGACGCCGACCGGCUGGCUGUUGCAGAGAAGUCUGACGGGUGCGGUUGGAAGGUGUUCACAGGUAACGAGCUGGCGGCUCUGCUGGGUUGGUGGAUGUUCUUUAACUGGAAGGAGGCUCAUCCGGAUCCUGCAGACACCCAGAAGGUUUACAUGUUGGCCACCACCGUGUCCUCCAAGAUCCUGCAGACCUUCGCUCGCAUCGAGGGCUUCAACUUCGAGGAAACUCUUCCUGGGUUUAAGUGGAUCGGUAGCAGAAUACAUGAACUCUCCAAAACGGGACACAGCGUCAUAUUUGCCUUUGAGGAGUCGAUUGGUUUCCUGUGCGGUAGUUUGGUUCCUGAGAAAGACGGCGUGAGCUCGGCGGCGGUCGUGGCUGAAAUGGCUGCUUACCUCCAGAACCAGAAUCUGAGUCUGAACCAGCAGCUGCUCAACAUCUACCAGACGUACGGCCACCACGUGUCUCAGACCUCCUACGUGGUCUGUAGCGACCCCCCAACCAUCCAGAACAUCUUCGGCCGGAUCAGAAACUUUGACGGUGAAGCUUCGUACCCGAAGACGUGCGGAGGCGUCCGGAUCGUCCAUGUCAGAGACGUAACCACGGGAUACGACAGCAGCCGGCCCGACCUCAGAUCAGUACUUCCUGUGACGAGGAGCAGUCACAUGAUCACCUUCACUCUGCAGAACGGCGUCGUGGCAACGCUGAGGACCAGCGGCACCGAACCCAAAAUCAAGUUCUACACCGAGUACUGCGCUGCGCCGGGCAACAGCGAGGCUUCCGUUCUGGAGGCGGAGCUUCGGAGGAUCACCAGCGCUCUGCUGGACGAGUUCCUGGAGCCCGAGAGGAACAACCUUAUUCGCCGCUGCGUCUAGCCCCGCCUCCCUUGGAGCAGUUUCCUGUUGAUGAUGUCACAUCCUGUCGUGGCUGUAGACGAAUCAGAGCCGCUGCUUCUCUCUGUGGUGAGGUUAAAGAAAAGGUCAAUAGAGAUCAGUGUUUAUUCCAUGUGUCCUUCAUACAGCAGAGAGCAUGAUGGGUAACCAAAGAGAGCUCAUAUGUUCAGUUUGAUUGGUUAUCAAAGACCAGUAUUAAUAAAUGUAUUUUCAUAGAAGUGAUGCAUACAAAGAGUUUGAAAAAAGCUUUAAAGCUGUGAACUGUGAAGACUUGAAUCCGUUUGUCUUUAUGGAAGUUCAUUAAGGACAGAGACUUCCUGUACGGUGGCCUGCUGCUGACAAAAAAAUAUAUAUAUAUAUAUAUAUAUAUAUGUGUUCUUAUAACAAAUCACUUUAUUUAGUCUCAUCAAUAAACAAACACAUAAUCAAUCAGUUAUGAGAUAGUUAUGAAUGCUGUCCAAACAUUUCUUUCUUUAAUGAUAUUUAGAUUAUUGAGAUGAAGAAACGGUCAUUUGAUUUCGUUUUCUUCUUAUUCUUCAGUGGUUUAAUGUUUUUCUCCUAAUUAUCAAAUAACAUCAGCUGAUGAUAACAAACGUUAAUUCAAAAACUUUUAUUUCUCAACAUUUUGUUCAAAUCAACUCAAAGUAAACUGCUGCUUUAAGUAUUAUUUCAAUAAAAUGCAAGUAUUAUUUCAAUAUUAUUUAAGUAUUAUUUAAUUAUUAUUUAAGUAUAAUUUAAGUAUUAUUUAAGUAUUAUCUAAUUAUUAUUUAGGUAUUAUUUAAGUAUUUUAAAGUGUCAAAGCACAAGUAGAAAUACAAAGUUUACACCACUGAAGAAGAAGAGACUGUUUUACAUUAUCUAGUUUUGAGUCUGGAGCUCUCUGAUUGGACAGUUGUACAGCAAUGCACUCUGGGACUUGGAGUAGACUUUCUUUCUUUCUUUACUCGGUAGUUAUUGAACCUAUUUGUGGAUGGAUCCAUUAGUCAGCUGACUGAACAUCUUUUUGAUGGAUUCUCUUUAUUUCAAACAUUUCAUGAGUCAUUUGAAGAAGCCGAGUCGAACGUUCUUCUUCGUGUGUAGUUCAUCUUUAAUGAACUUCCAUAACAGACGGUCAGCUGUUUCUCUUUGAUGUUUAGCUGAAUGUUAACGUUUCCUUCACGCUGUGAUGUUUCUUAUUUUUAUACUCUGAUUUCAAAGGUAUUUAUGUUCACGUCGUCGUGGUAACGGAUGGUUCAGCUGCAUGUUUUACAUCUGUUUCUCAGUUUGGUUGUUUGGACGGAGGACAGAGUGAGACCUCUGUUUGUUUUCACCUUCACUGCUCCAAUAAAACAGAAUAAAUCUGUAAA
This is a messenger RNA of Anoplopoma fimbria (sablefish), 3347 nucleotides long. RefSeq names its product phosphoglucomutase 2-like 1 (gene pgm2l1). NCBI's taxonomy places the organism in Eukaryota, Metazoa, Chordata, Actinopteri, Perciformes, Anoplopomatidae. The record is from RefSeq and is a predicted model, not a curated record. The coding region runs from base 1 to 1983 and encodes 660 amino acids. Gene Ontology annotation, biological process: carbohydrate metabolic process. Gene Ontology annotation, molecular function: glucose-1,6-bisphosphate synthase activity; magnesium ion binding; intramolecular phosphotransferase activity. The transcript is spliced from 14 exons.